CUCGCAAACAUGGCGAAGCUCGAACCUGCGACCGACAUCGAUCCCAAUGUCUGGUAUCAUAUGACAGAGGAGAAUGUGGACGAUUACGAUGGGGACUUCAAUUCGAUGCUACAGACGUGGCAGGACGGGGAUUUCAGGGUGUUUCCUGUGGCCAAGAGGAAGACAUACUGGCAAUUUUGCGCCCAGCAACCGAUAGGCAAGAUACCUGGCCGAUACGCCCUUCGAUGUUCCGAAACCACGACACAAAAGCAGUUUGCCGUCUGCUACCGCCCAAGCGAGUCGGUCGAGAAUAGGCGAACACGCGCUUGCCUACGAAACAGCGAUGGAAGCGAUGGACAACAAUGGGAUGUAGCACUAUGGGGAAAGAAUGACACGUACCGCUUCAUCAACGUACACAACGGCAGCAAAUAUCACCUCGACGUCAUCCCAAGUGGUCCGGUGUACAUGAGCCCAAACCUUGAUGGAUACCAAAGGCGGCAACGGUGGCUCAUGACGAGCGUGAGCAACGUGGACGACGCAGCGUACAGUACCGUCUUUUCGAACGUAAGUCAAACUUCCCCUGCUCCCGAGUCAACUGCCGAUUCAGCGACGACAACAGGCGAGUCCGGCAACCAAACAGGUCAACCCGGCACGGAUUCUGGCGGCUCUGAUAACAGUAGCCUUUCAGGCGGUGCCAUCGCGGGUAUCGUCGUUGGAGCAGUGCUUGGUGUUCUUGCGAUUGCGCUUGUAGCGUUCUUCCUCUGGAGACGGAGAAAACGGCAGGCUGAGGCAGCUCCCGCGUCCGCCCAAGCUCCGCCGUACCCUCAGUCACCUGAUGGUUAUAAGCCAGAAACAUCAUCACCGACGCCAGUCUAUGAGCUGCCAAAUAACCAAAACCCAGCUGAACUGCCCGCACAUCAUUGA
Messenger RNA from Fusarium vanettenii 77-13-4, 903 nucleotides. RefSeq lists its product as uncharacterized. The annotation marks the transcript as partial. The record is from RefSeq and is a predicted model, not a curated record. The transcript is spliced from 3 exons. Lineage: Eukaryota; Fungi; Ascomycota; Sordariomycetes; Hypocreales; Nectriaceae.